Phodopus roborovskii (desert hamster) is the source of this 1158-nucleotide messenger RNA. It is a transcript of the gene Ankrd49, whose product is annotated as ankyrin repeat domain 49. Lineage: Eukaryota; Metazoa; Chordata; Mammalia; Rodentia; Cricetidae. The transcript is spliced from 2 exons. The coding region runs from base 132 to 851 and encodes 239 amino acids. The record is from RefSeq and is a predicted model, not a curated record. Gene Ontology annotation, molecular function: protein binding.
GUUGCUGAUUUCCAUUUACCAAUGUCUAAUGAUGGCUGUGUUUGUGUUUUCAGAUCGGAGUGAAUCAAACAGUGCAGAUAGAAUUUGUCUCUGGAAAAACUGCUUGAAAUGCUUUUUAUUUAUUAGGAAAAAUGGAAAAAGAAAAAAUAAGCGAUGACGAAAAACCAGACCCAGAGAACUCUCUAGAUUUUUCUAAGCAGUUUAAUCAGCUUGAAUUGUUGGAGACACACAGACACCUGAUUCCCACUGGUACGCAGAGUCUCUGGGUAGGCGACUCUGAUGACGACGAGGAGCAAGAGGAGAAACAGGAAGAGUGGUAUCAAUUGCAAGAGAAAAAAAUGGAAAAAGAUCCAAGCAAAUUGCUUCUGUGGGCUGCUGAAAAAAAUCGGCUUGCUACCGUGCAGAGGCUGCUUUCUGAGAAGGCCACUGAAGUGAACACUAGGGAUGAGGAUGAGUAUACGCCUCUUCACCGAGCAGCCUACAGUGGACACUUAGACAUUGUUCGUGAGCUGGUGGCACAGGGGGCAGAUGUUCACGCAGUGACUGUGGAUGGCUGGACACCGCUGCACAGUGCUUGUAAGUGGAACAAUGCCAGGGUAGCCUCUUUCUUACUUCAGCACGAUGCAGACAUCAACGCCCAAACCAAAGGCCUCUUGACCCCCUUGCACCUUGCUGCUGGGAACAGGGACAGCAGGGAAACCCUGGAGCUGCUCCUGAUGAAUCGUUACAUCAAACCGGGGCUGAAGAACAACUCACAGGAAACUGCCUCCGAUAUCGCCAGGAGGACCAGCAUCUACCACUACCUCUUUGAAAUCGUGGAAGGCUGCACAAACUCUUCACCCCCGUCUUAACGGCGCUAGUAAUUUCCUCACGCUUCAAAGUCCCAGUGCCUCCUAUGUGUGAGAGGUAAAGCAGCCCCAUAGACAGCCGGUUUCUCACUACUCAAUUAUUGUUGUAUGAAUCACAGUUUUCUUCCAAGUGACCUGCUCAAGCUUGAUGUCAAAAUGUAUUUGACAGGUGUUUGGAUGUAUCUGUGGUGAAUGCUGCAGAGUACUUUUAACUGGACACAGGUAAUACAGAAGCUAAGGGUAUUUUUUUGGUGCUGAUUUAAAAGAAAAGUAUUUUUAAAUACCCCAUACUCUGGGUUUUUGUUCGGUG